Molecule: messenger RNA, 549 nt
Organism: Lycium barbarum (goji berry)
Lineage: Eukaryota; Viridiplantae; Streptophyta; Magnoliopsida; Solanales; Solanaceae
Product: ethylene-response factor C3-like
Exons: 1
Coding region: 1-549 (182 amino acids)
Biological process (GO): ethylene-activated signaling pathway; regulation of DNA-templated transcription
Molecular function (GO): DNA-binding transcription factor activity; DNA binding
Source: RefSeq, a predicted model, not a curated record
AUGGAUUCUUUUAGAGAUGUUAAUAUCCCUUUUGGUACUAGUUCUUUUCCAUUCUCGGAGAUAGAAAGUGAGAAUCAAAUCUCUUUUGAGGAAAUCAAAGUGAAAGGUGAAGAUCCAGAAGAGACUACCUUCAAGAAUCCACAAGAAAAUAUACAAAAGGAAAAACAGUACAUUGGAGUUAGAAAACGGCCAUGGGGAAAAUAUGCAGCUGAAAUUAGGGAUUCGACGAGAAAUGGAAUUAGGGUUUGGCUUGGAACUUUUGACACUGCUGAAGAAGCCGCAUUGGCUUAUGACCAAGCUGCACUCUCAAUGCGAGGUGAAUUUGCUUGUCUUAAUUUCCCAGUAGAAAGAGUUCAAGAAUCGCUACGAGAAUUCAAGUGUAGUGGCAAAGGCGGUUCAUCCCCAGUUAUAGCUAUAAAGGAGAAACACAAGAAGAGACAUAUAAGAGGUAAAAGAACACAAGCUCAGGAAGAAAGCGUGCUUGUUCUUGAAGACUUAGGACCAGAUCUAUUAGAUGAGCUCUUAUCUGAGUGUUCUACUUCUCAAUGA